Vicia faba (fava bean) is the source of this 579-nucleotide messenger RNA. NCBI's taxonomy places the organism in Eukaryota, Viridiplantae, Streptophyta, Magnoliopsida, Fabales, Fabaceae. The record is from the annotation of a GenBank genome assembly.
AUGGUAACUUUGGACAGAAUAUUCCUGAGGGCAUUUCUCGGUGUCAACUCUAUUUGUCGGCACCGACUUAUCGGAUGCCUCGUUUGUGUAUAUAAUGAGACUCCAACAAAAUCCAUUCCAAAAGAUAAGGGGAUUAGGCGGGAGACCGAGUCAAUUGCAUCAAUUGAGAUUCAUGCUAAAGAGACUGCACAAGUCAGUAGGGGAAUUACAGAUAUUCCAGAUGGUGGUGCUCGCCUUAUACCUAUGAGUGCAUACAUCUUUGGUUUUGAAUACCUGGAAGCAAUUGGUAGAGAGGAUAUGGAUCAAGUUUUUAGACAUUUGGAAUUAGGACUCGGUGUUAUCGGUAUAUACAUCAGGUUUAUGUAUGACAAUAUUGUGCGCCCGCGUGGAUUAGAAGCAAGAUUUGGCUUCUUAGCUCCCAACACUGUCAAUUCAGGGUUAAUUGUAACGAGACUAGAUUAUGUCAUAGCAUAUGUACUCGGUUUAUUCAUGGCCAUCAAAGAUACUGAGAAGUUGUUCUUGUUGCCAUAUAAUACUGGCAACGGUGGACACUGGUUAUUGGUUGGGAUUAAUCUAUGA